GUUCCGGCCAGCUAUGAGAACAGGAAGCGAGGAGACGCUGAUGGCGCCCGACUAGAAACACUAGCAACUAAUCGCUUUCGAACACCUAAUUUAUUUAACCUCAUUCGCGAACGAGAGGAGCGAACAGUCGUCCAUCUACGACACUUUCUCACAGAGCAGAGAUGGACUCGGAGGAGAUGGAGGUGGAGAGCAGCAGUGAUGUGGGACAUUCUGGGAUGGAGGAGCCAUCAGAAAGUGGCAUGGGCAUGGAGUCUUCAGAGGCCAUGUCUGCUGAUAGCAGCGAUUCGGCUGCUCCUGCCCAGGCCCCAGAAUCAGAUUGUCAUGUAGGACAGAGUUCUGAGGGACUUGUGGUUUUUAUCCCAGAGACCAGCUCAAGCACAGAUGUGCGAAGAGUUCAUCUCCCAGACUCUUCCUCUGUCGCCCAAUCAACCAGUGUGUCUAGCGUCUCUACGGUGACACAAUCGGUCCUGGUGUCGGAGUCUGUCCAGGUCCUGGUGCAUUCCAGUGCUGUGUCUGAAGGAGGAAUGAUGGUUUCUGAUUCUACUGCUUCCACCUCCUCAGAUCUUGGCUCGGCUAUUGACAAGAUCAUCGAAUCCACAAUUGGACCUGAUAUUAUGAAUGGAUGUAUUGCCGUUACGAGCGCAGAAGAUGGCAGCGCAGUGACAACACAGUAUCUGAUACUUCAAGGACCUGAUGAUGGAGCACCAGUGGUUCCUCAAAUGUCUUCCUCUGCACUGUUGAGUCGCAUUGCCAUUGAAGCUCUUGCGGAUGGACCCACCUCCACAUGCCAGGAUCAAGCAGACCUAUCAGAUAACCCGCAGGGCAGCGUGGAACCCGACCAGCCUGGACACUCUGGUUACUAUGGACAUGAAGAAGGCAGCAGUAGCAGCCGCCCAGACCAGACCCAGCACUCCCAGUACAUUGAGUGCAGUGAAGGGGAUGACUCAGACCAGACCAGAGAGGCUCGAUGCAUUGAGUGCUCAGGAGCAGAACCAGACAAAACCCCACAUUAUUCUGGGAUCACGAACUACAGCGUGGCCGAGUGCAGCGGUACGAAUUCUAGCCCUCAGAGAUGGCCGUUUUGUUCCUCGCGCUAUGUUGUGGAAUGCAGUGACAGGUUCUUGGAGUGCAGAGCAGAAGGGACGGAGCAGUCGGGGCAUUCCCGUUACAUCGACAGCAGCGUGGAUUACAGGGAGCGUGUCUCAGGCUCAGAGCAGGAAGGGAGUGUGGCAGAGGAGUCCCAACAUUUGUACAUGCCGCAGGACACGCCGUAUGCGGAUGAGGGUGCUGUUCGCCACUCACUGGCCGACACAGUGGGUUCGCAGCUCGCUGAUCAAAUGUACUGCAGUGACAGCUUGCCUGGACCAUUCAUAAGUAGCAGCAGGAACUAUUCUACCCAAACAGAGCCUGAGGUGUUGGACUCUGGGGAGGUGUCUGAACUAGAGCACAGAACCCCAGAUAUGGCAGAGCUGGAGGAAAUGAUGGAGGUGGUGAUUGUACAGCAGUUUAAGUGUAAGAUGUGCCCAUAUAAAAGUGUCUCCAAGGAUACGCUCAUCAACCACAUGAGGGACAGACAUUUUAAACCACCAGGUGCUCCGCCCCCCAAAAAACGUGGCCGGGGUCGUCCACGAAAAUCAGAAACUAAAGAGCAACCCGUUUCUGAAGUCAAGAAGGAAGAGCCACCUGAAGAAGAGGAUGAUGACAUCAUUGAUGCUGGUGCCAUUGAUGACCUUGAAGGCGACAGUGAUUAUAAGCCAGCUGAUGAAGAGGCUAGGCUCAGAUCAGCUGCCAGUCAUAGCACACCUCCUCCUCCUCCUCCGUGUUCUUCCUCAUCUUUCACUAUUUUGCGUAAACGGCCCAGAAGAAUGGUGGGCCCACCCCGCAAAUUCAUUUUCUCCCAAAGUUUCUCAGAAGCACCAGCAGUGUCUCAGACAAACUAUCCAGGUGACCCUCAAGCUCCUGAAGAGGCAAGCUCCACUGGAUUGGAGAUCGGAACCUCCUCAUUAUCCAAUGGGAGUACAGCGGAGCCAGGCAUUAGCCAGUCAGAUUCAGAGAACAAAGAUCCCUCAUCAAACACUGGCCCUGAUGACAUAGAGUUUUUGCCAAGGAAACGAGGACGGCCUUCUAAACGCUUCCUUCAGAAGAAGUACAAAAAGUACAUGAAUCGCAAUAAGUACUACAGAUCCCUGAAGCCUCUACUAAGGCCUCAUAAUUGCUGGAUCUGUGGCUCCCGUUUUCUUUCACAAGAGGAUCUCCGUUUCCAUGUGGAUUCUCAUGAAGGAAAUGACCCUGAACGCUUCAAGUGUUUGCAGUGUAGCUACUGCUGUAAACGUUGGUCCUCACUCAAAGAGCACAUGUUCAAUCAUGAAGGUACAAAACCUUAUAAGUGUGAGUCAUGUGAUUACUCCAGUGUUUAUAAGAAAGAUGUCAUCCGGCACUCGGCUGUCCACAACAAAAGCAAGACUCGGAAGACAGAUAUGGUUCCCAAAGUGUCAGAGUUUCCGUGUCCCAUCUGCCACCGUGUGUACCCAAUGCAGAAACGCCUCACGCAGCACAUGAAGACACACAGCACAGAGAAGCCUCACAUGUGUGACAAGUGUGGGAAAUCCUUCAAGAAACGCUACACUUUCAAAAUGCAUCUUCUCACACACAUACAAAACUGCGGCAACAGCUUGUUUAAGUGUGAGUUCUGUGAAAUAACCUGCAAUGACAAGAAAAACUUGCUCAAUCAUCAGCUAUCCCACACCAAUGACAAACCUUUCAAAUGUGAAGAUUGCAAAUACUCUACGAGUAAAGAGGAUUUCCUGGUGUCCCACAUAGCCAUUAAACAUACAGGUGAAAAGCCCUUCUCCUGUGACAUGUGCCAUUUCACGACCCGACACAGGAAGAACCUUCGGCUGCAUGUGCAGUGUCGUCACCCUGAGGCCUUCGAGGAGUGGAGUCAUGUGCACCCUGAGGAGCCCAUCCGUCACCGCCAGAAACCUGUUUUCACCUCUCAGCAGAUUGAAGACCUUAGGUUGCAGCAUGAGACGCAGGGACUUCAGGGCACAAUUGUGUCAGUGGACCCCAUCACUCUCCAAACCAUUGAGUCCAUGGGAAACACUACCAUAAUUUACGAGCAAGCCCAGACUGCUGACCUCUCAGCCCAGAAUGCCCUAGACCUGUUGCUGAACAUGAGUAACGCAAGAGAACUGCAGGUGGCGGUGCUGAAAACAGAUGGUAAGACUCUGGAGACUGGGUCUUGGCCUGGAGCUGGCUCUGGGGGUCAACCUCAAAAGAUUGUGACCUUCCAUGUGUCAGAGAAUGGAGAUACUGUGGUGCAGGAGGCGUUUGAGACAGCUGAAGGUACCGUGAAGCAAGAAGAGGCUACUGGUGUGUCACAGGAAGUGGCAGAGAUUGGCAUCAGUACAUAUGAGGGAGAAGAGUUCAGUGUGGUGGAACAGGCUGUUCCUGCCACUGGAACAACACACAGUUUAGAGGAGCCCUCGGCUGAGCCACAGGUGAUGGAAGUGAGCACCGAGCCCACUGCACCUCUGAAAGAGAGUAAAGAGAAGUUUUACCUGAGCUCAGGUCUCACGGAUGGAGUCCUGCAGCAGGUGGAGCUGAGCAGUGAAGCUCCAGGCUCCCCUUCUCUGUGUCCAUCACCCUCUUCUCAACAGUUCAACAACAAACGCUUCUCCUGCCGGAUCUGCAUGGAAGCUUUCCAUGGCCGCUCAGACAUGGAGAACCAUAAGAGGGCGCACAUAGACCCCAAAACGUUUAAAUGUCCUGACUGUGACUUCACAGCACCUUCCUGGCCAGAUGUCAAGUCUCACAUGGCCAUGCACGCUUAUUUGAGGCCUCAUAAAUGCACCAGCUGCAGUUUUGCCUCCAAGAACAAGAAAGACCUGAGACGCCACAUGAUGACACACACUAACGAGAAGCCUUUCGCUUGUCAGGUCUGUGGACAAAGGUUCAACCGUAAUGGCCAUCUGAAGUUCCAUAUGGAGAGGCUUCACACUCAGGAGGCCUCUCUCCCUAAAAGCCGCUCUGUCCCCUCUCAGCAGACCAUCAUUGUUAACAGUGAUGAAGAGGCUUUAGCCACACUGCAGACCGGUCAGGCAGUGAUCAGCCCAGAGAGGUUACAACAGGCUUUGGGUCAGGAGCACAUCAUUGUGACCCAGGAUCAGACACUUUCUGACCAGGAGGAGGCGACAUAUAUUCAGCAGAUCACAACAGUUGAUGGACAGACGGUACAGCACUUAAUGACUGGAGACAAUCAAGUCACUGAGGUCCAGUACAUCAUCUCCCAGGACGGAGUUCAGCACUUAAUACCACGGGAAUAUGUGGUGGUGUCUGAUGGCAAUCACAUUCAGAUGGAGGAUGGAGAGAUCACUCACAUUCAUUACGAACACGAUGGGACGUUUCUGCAGGAGCAGCAGAUUGAUGGACAGAUCCAGUAUGUUCCCAUCACUGCUGAGCAACAGAUUGUUGCCCCUGAGGACCUGGAGGCUGCCGCCCAUUCCGCUGUCACAGCUGUUGCAGAUGCAGCCAUGGCUCAGGAGCAGACGUUUUACACAGAGGCCACACCUGAACAACUUGAACAGCUGCAGCAACAAGGCAUUCAGUAUGAUGUCAUAACAUUUACUGAGGAGUAGAAAAUAAAUACACUCUGAUUUGAACACCAACAGAAACACACACACAGAAUUGUGUGGCUCGUGGCUGCUCCAUAUGACUGCAGUGGACAUCACAGACUCUGAUGAUCAUCAAUCAGACCGAGAUGUUUCACAGACUCAAAUUAUCUUUUGCCAGAAUUGUCCAGGAAGAGGGUGAAUGUACUGUUAGAUGCACUCUGCAAAUUAUACAAAUCAUGCCUUUAUAUUUAUUUGUCAUAUUUAAAAUUAUUUAUCUUUGUGUGCCUACAGUGUUUUUUCCUUGUAAAGAAAAAAAAAGAAAACUGUGCAACCUGUAUAGAGAAUUCUGUAUUUAAUUCUGUGUUGCUGUGGUGUACUACCAUGGAUUCAACUUCUACUGUUCUUCUGAUUUAGACAGAAUUGGAAUUGUACAAGUGUGUAAAAAGUGUUGGACGAUUGAUAUAUCUUUUUUCAUAUGGUUCCUCGCUGUAGCUAAAAUAAAGGUGGGUUUUAUUUUCAUUUUAUGUGAAACACUGUUUCGUCUUUAUCUUCUUCAGUUUUAAAAAUACUUUUACUUUCAGUCUAUAAAGAUGCCUGCAGAAAUUAAGU
Molecule: messenger RNA, 5222 nt
Organism: Xyrauchen texanus (razorback sucker)
Lineage: Eukaryota; Metazoa; Chordata; Actinopteri; Cypriniformes; Catostomidae
Product: zinc finger protein 335-like
Exons: 28
Coding region: 162-4637 (1491 amino acids)
Biological process (GO): positive regulation of neurogenesis; regulation of gene expression; brain development
Cellular component (GO): nucleus
Molecular function (GO): RNA polymerase II cis-regulatory region sequence-specific DNA binding
Source: RefSeq, a predicted model, not a curated record